AUGCCAUUGAAUAUACAGAGAAACGAAAAUCUAACUUGCAACAUUUCCAAAAAUUCGGCAAUGGCAAAGAUUUUGCAGCAAUGUAAACUAAUAGUGUGGGACGAAUGUACAAUGGCACAUAAAAAAUCUUUAGAGGCUUUAGACAAAACCUUAAAAAAUCUACGGAACAACCAAAACAAAUUUGGUGGCGCAAUAAUUUUAUUACCAAGUGAUUUUCACCAAACAUUGCCAGGAGUUUCACAUUCAACGCUAGCUGAUGAACUGAAUGCAUGUUUAAAGUCCUCCAAUUCUGGAAACAUCUCGAGAUAUUACAUUUAA
Molecule: messenger RNA, 318 nt
Organism: Diuraphis noxia (Russian wheat aphid)
Lineage: Eukaryota; Metazoa; Arthropoda; Insecta; Hemiptera; Aphididae
Source: RefSeq, a predicted model, not a curated record